AUGACGGACUCGACGAAUGGUCCACGAGACGUCACGGCGGACCGGAAGAAAGCGUGGGAGUCGUCAUCGGACUUUGCCAACUACUUUUGCACGUAUGCGUUCAUUUACCACCAGAAACAGAUGCUCUCGGACGACCUGCGCAUGCAGAGCUACCGGGACGCGAUUUUCCUCAACCCGAACCAUUUCCAGGAUAAAGUCGUGCUGGACGUGGGGACAGGAAGCGGCAUCCUGGCCAUCUGGGCAGCUCAAGCGGGUGCUCGACGGGUGUUUGCCGUGGAAGCGACGGACAUUGCCGUGCAAGCGCGCAAAGUGAUCAAAGCCAAUGGCCAGGACCACGUCGUGACGGUCAUUCAAGCCAAGAUGGAAGACGUGGAGCUCCCAGAGAAGGUGGACGUCAUUAUCUCUGAGUGGAUGGGCUACUUUCUCCUGCGCGAGUCCAUGUUCGACUCGGUUCUUGUCGCGCGUGACCGGUGGCUCAAGUCGGACGGUGCGAUGUUCCCGUCCCAUGCUUCCAUGUCCAUCGCUCCCAUGUGCAAUGAGGACAAUAGCAACAAACGCUUUAGCGAGUUCUCGUCCGCAAUGGAUGGAUGGCGCAGCUUUGUCGACAAUACCAAGAACGCAUGGGGCGUCGACAUGAGCGUGCUCGGUAACGCCUUCCGCAAGGAGCAAGAGCAGUACUCGCUGCACACGUCGUCGUGGGAAGAGCUCGGGGCUGGGGACCUCAUUGGCGACGAGGUGGAGUUUGCCACGUGGGACCUCAAGACCUGCACGCUGGACGACAUCAAGGAGGUCAAGGCGUCGUUCUCCAUGCCAAUCACCAACAUGGCGCGCUUCGGUGGCAUUGCCGGCUGGUUUGACGUCGACUUUCGAGGGUGCGUCGAGAAUCCAGCCGAGAAGGUCGUGACGCUCACUACGUCGCCGUUUGUGCAGCCCACGCACUGGGGCCAGCAGGUUUUCCCGCUCUACCCGCCCAUCCAAGUGUGUGAAGGGGACGCCAUCGUCGGGGACAUUGCGGUCAGGCGUCGUGCCGACAACCAGCGUCUCAUGAACGUCAAGUUUGACUUCCGUAUCCAUCGCCCGGACGAUGGCGACGAGAGGAGCACGUCGUCCCCACUCAACUCGGCGGUCUUCCAGAUUGAAUAA
Molecule: messenger RNA, 1143 nt
Organism: Peronospora matthiolae
Lineage: Eukaryota; Oomycota; Peronosporomycetes; Peronosporales; Peronosporaceae
Source: the annotation of a GenBank genome assembly